ACGAAAUAAGAAACGCUGCUGCUAUGGGGACCGCACGGUUAGGGAUGGCAAUUCUCUCUGUUCCCUGCGAGGUCUCACGAGGAUCCCCGCCACGGGGAUGGGGCAGGGACGGGGAUCAUUUUCUCCCCCUUCACACAUCUCUCACGUCUAUCUCACCUUCAGUUUCCCUGCUGUUGCUGCUGCUGCUGCUGCUGCCACCGGAGUCAUCUGCUGUUGUUGCCGAACCAUCUGCUGUUGCUGCCGGACCAUAUGCUGCUGCCACCACCGGACUGAUCUGCUCUGCUGCUGCUGCCGGCUGCCACCACCGAACCCAUUUGUUGCUGAGCCAUCUACUACUGAUGCUGCUACUGCCACCGGAGCCUGCUGCUGUUGCUGUUGCUACUUCCACUAGGGCUUGUUGCUACUACCGCCACCGAGGCCUGCUGCUACUACCGCCACCGGAGCCUGCUGCUGCUGCUGCCGCCGCCGCCAAACAACCUAAGCCAUAUGCUUUGCUACUGUUGCCGGAGUUAUUUGAUGUUAAUUGGUGGGGAACGGGGAUCCCCGUAGGAAACGGAGACGGGGGUCAAAAUCUACCCCCCAUCAAAAAUCUCCGCGGGGAUCCCCGUCCCCGUCAUUCGCGGGGCUGGGGACCCCUUCCCCAUCCCCGUCCCCGCGGGGCUCCGUUGACAUCCCUACGCACAGUCCCUUAGGCCGUGAGAGGACCGAUGGUCCCUACAACUUUUGGUUUUUAUUUUUUAAAUCAUUAACAUUUUCAUUUUUUUAAAAGUUUUUAUUAAUUUUAAAUUUUAUAUUUUAGUUCUAAUUACUUUUUAUUCUCUACAGUAAACCUUAAAUAUUGAA
Messenger RNA from Rubroshorea leprosula, 843 nucleotides. The record is from the annotation of a GenBank genome assembly. Lineage: Eukaryota; Viridiplantae; Streptophyta; Magnoliopsida; Malvales; Dipterocarpaceae.